This is a messenger RNA of Closterium sp. Naga37s-1, 6660 nucleotides long. Lineage: Eukaryota; Viridiplantae; Streptophyta; Zygnematophyceae; Desmidiales; Closteriaceae. The record is from the annotation of a GenBank genome assembly.
AUGAGGAAAAGCGGUAUAAAUUGCAGCAGGACGCGCAUGUAUGGCGGCAGCAGGACGCGCAUGUAUGGCGGCAGCAGGACGCGCAUGUAUGGCGGCAGCAGGACGCGCAUGUAUGGCGGCAGCAGGACGCGCAUGUAUGGCGGCAGCAGGACGCGCAUGUAUGGCGGCAGCAGGACGCGCAUGUAUGGCGGCAGCAGGACGCGCAUGUAUGGCGGCAGCAGGACGCGCAUGUAUGGCGGCAGCAGGACGCGCAUGUAUGGCGGCAGCAGGACGCGCAUGUAUGGCGGCAGCAGGACGCGCAUGUAUGGCGGCAGCAGGACGCGCAUGUAUGGCGGCAGCAGGACGCGCAUGUAUGGCGGCAGCAGGACGCGCAUGUAUGGCGGCAGCAGGACGCGCAUGUAUGGCGGCAGCAGGACGCGCAUGUAUGGCGGCAGCAGGACGCGCAUGUAUGGCGGCAGCAGGACGCGCAUGUAUGGCGGCAGCAGGACGCGCAUGUAUGGCGGCAGCAGGACGCGCAUGUAUGGCGGCAGCAGGACGCGCAUGUAUGGCGGCAGCAGGACGCGCAUGUAUGGCGGCAGCAGGACGCGCAUGUAUGGCGGCAGCAGGACGCGCAUGUAUGGCGGCAGCAGGACGCGCAUGUAUGGCGGCAGCAGGACGCGCAUGUAUGGCGGCAGCAGGACGCGCAUGUAUGGCGGCAGCAGGACGCGCAUGUAUGGCGGCAGCAGGACGCGCAUGUAUGGCGGCAGCAGGACGCGCAUGUAUGGCGGCAGCAGGACGCGCAUGUAUGGCGGCAGCAGGACGCGCAUGUAUGGCGGCAGCAGGACGCGCAUGUAUGGCGGCAGCAGGACGCGCAUGUAUGGCGGCAGCAGGACGCGCAUGUAUGGCGGCAGCAGGACGCGCAUGUAUGGCGGCAGCAGGACGCGCAUGUAUGGCGGCAGCAGGACGCGCAUGUAUGGCGGCAGCAGGACGCGCAUGUAUGGCGGCAGCAGGACGCGCAUGUAUGGCGGCAGCAGGACGCGCAUGUAUGGCGGCAGCAGGACGCGCAUGUAUGGCGGCAGCAGGACGCGCAUGUAUGGCGGCAGCAGGACGCGCAUGUAUGGCGGCAGCAGGACGCGCAUGUAUGGCGGCAGCAGGACGCGCAUGUAUGGCGGCAGCAGGACGCGCAUGUAUGGCGGCAGCAGGACGCGCAUGUAUGGCGGCAGCAGGACGCGCAUGUAUGGCGGCAGCAGGACGCGCAUGUAUGGCGGCAGCAGGACGCGCAUGUAUGGCGGCAGCAGGACGCGCAUGUAUGGCGGCAGCAGGACGCGCAUGUAUGGCGGCAGCAGGACGCGCAUGUAUGGCGGCAGCAGGACGCGCAUGUAUGGCGGCAGCAGGACGCGCAUGUAUGGCGGCAGCAGGACGCGCAUGUAUGGCGGCAGCAGGACGCGCAUGUAUGGCGGCAGCAGGACGCGCAUGUAUGGCGGCAGCAGGACGCGCAUGUAUGGCGGCAGCAGGACGCGCAUGUAUGGCGGCAGCAGGACGCGCAUGUAUGGCGGCAGCAGGACGCGCAUGUAUGGCGGCAGCAGGACGCGCAUGUAUGGCGGCAGCAGGACGCGCAUGUAUGGCGGCAGCAGGACGCGCAUGUAUGGCGGCAGCAGGACGCGCAUGUAUGGCGGCAGCAGGACGCGCAUGUAUGGCGGCAGCAGGACGCGCAUGUAUGGCGGCAGCAGGACGCGCAUGUAUGGCGGCAGCAGGACGCGCAUGUAUGGCGGCAGCAGGACGCGCAUGUAUGGCGGCAGCAGGACGCGCAUGUAUGGCGGCAGCAGGACGCGCAUGUAUGGCGGCAGCAGGACGCGCAUGUAUGGCGGCAGCAGGACGCGCAUGUAUGGCGGCAGCAGGACGCGCAUGUAUGGCGGCAGCAGGACGCGCAUGUAUGGCGGCAGCAGGACGCGCAUGUAUGGCGGCAGCAGGACGCGCAUGUAUGGCGGCAGCAGGACGCGCAUGUAUGGCGGCAGCAGGACGCGCAUGUAUGGCGGCAGCAGGACGCGCAUGUAUGGCGGCAGCAGGACGCGCAUGUAUGGCGGCAGCAGGACGCGCAUGUAUGGCGGCAGCAGGACGCGCAUGUAUGGCGGCAGCAGGACGCGCAUGUAUGGCGGCAGCAGGACGCGCAUGUAUGGCGGCAGCAGGACGCGCAUGUAUGGCGGCAGCAGGACGCGCAUGUAUGGCGGCAGCAGGACGCGCAUGUAUGGCGGCAGCAGGACGCGCAUGUAUGGCGGCAGCAGGACGCGCAUGUAUGGCGGCAGCAGGACGCGCAUGUAUGGCGGCAGCAGGACGCGCAUGUAUGGCGGCAGCAGGACGCGCAUGUAUGGCGGCAGCAGGACGCGCAUGUAUGGCGGCAGCAGGACGCGCAUGUAUGGCGGCAGCAGGACGCGCAUGUAUGGCGGCAGCAGGACGCGCAUGUAUGGCGGCAGCAGGACGCGCAUGUAUGGCGGCAGCAGGACGCGCAUGUAUGGCGGCAGCAGGACGCGCAUGUAUGGCGGCAGCAGGACGCGCAUGUAUGGCGGCAGCAGGACGCGCAUGUAUGGCGGCAGCAGGACGCGCAUGUAUGGCGGCAGCAGGACGCGCAUGUAUGGCGGCAGCAGGACGCGCAUGUAUGGCGGCAGCAGGACGCGCAUGUAUGGCGGCAGCAGGACGCGCAUGUAUGGCGGCAGCAGGACGCGCAUGUAUGGCGGCAGCAGGACGCGCAUGUAUGGCGGCAGCAGGACGCGCAUGUAUGGCGGCAGCAGGACGCGCAUGUAUGGCGGCAGCAGGACGCGCAUGUAUGGCGGCAGCAGGACGCGCAUGUAUGGCGGCAGCAGGACGCGCAUGUAUGGCGGCAGCAGGACGCGCAUGUAUGGCGGCAGCAGGACGCGCAUGUAUGGCGGCAGCAGGACGCGCAUGUAUGGCGGCAGCAGGACGCGCAUGUAUGGCGGCAGCAGGACGCGCAUGUAUGGCGGCAGCAGGACGCGCAUGUAUGGCGGCAGCAGGACGCGCAUGUAUGGCGGCAGCAGGACGCGCAUGUAUGGCGGCAGCAGGACGCGCAUGUAUGGCGGCAGCAGGACGCGCAUGUAUGGCGGCAGCAGGACGCGCAUGUAUGGCGGCAGCAGGACGCGCAUGUAUGGCGGCAGCAGGACGCGCAUGUAUGGCGGCAGCAGGACGCGCAUGUAUGGCGGCAGCAGGACGCGCAUGUAUGGCGGCAGCAGGACGCGCAUGUAUGGCGGCAGCAGGACGCGCAUGUAUGGCGGCAGCAGGACGCGCAUGUAUGGCGGCAGCAGGACGCGCAUGACGCGCAUGUAUGGCGGCAGCAGGACGCGCAUGUAUGGCGGCAGCAGGACGCGCAUGUAUGGCGGCAGCAGGACGCGCAUGUAUGGCGGCAGCAGGACGCGCAUGUAUGGCGGCAGCAGGACGCGCAUGUAUGGCGGCAGCAGGACGCGCAUGUAUGGCGGCAGCAGGACGCGCAUGUAUGGCGGCAGCAGGACGCGCAUGUAUGGCGGCAGCAGGACGCGCAUGUAUGGCGGCAGCAGGACGCGCAUGUAUGGCGGCAGCAGGACGCGCAUGUAUGGCGGCAGCAGGACGCGCAUGUAUGGCGGCAGCAGGACGCGCAUGUAUGGCGGCAGCAGGACGCGCAUGUAUGGCGGCAGCAGGACGCGCAUGUAUGGCGGCAGCAGGACGCGCAUGUAUGGCGGCAGCAGGACGCGCAUGUAUGGCGGCAGCAGGACGCGCAUGUAUGGCGGCAGCAGGACGCGCAUGUAUGGCGGCAGCAGGACGCGCAUGUAUGGCGGCAGCAGGACGCGCAUGUAUGGCGGCAGCAGGACGCGCAUGUAUGGCGGCAGCAGGACGCGCAUGUAUGGCGGCAGCAGGACGCGCAUGUAUGGCGGCAGCAGGACGCGCAUGUAUGGCGGCAGCAGGACGCGCAUGUAUGGCGGCAGCAGGACGCGCAUGUAUGGCGGCAGCAGGACGCGCAUGUAUGGCGGCAGCAGGACGCGCAUGUAUGGCGGCAGCAGGACGCGCAUGUAUGGCGGCAGCAGGACGCGCAUGUAUGGCGGCAGCAGGACGCGCAUGUAUGGCGGCAGCAGGACGCGCAUGUAUGGCGGCAGCAGGACGCGCAUGUAUGGCGGCAGCAGGACGCGCAUGUAUGGCGGCAGCAGGACGCGCAUGUAUGGCGGCAGCAGGACGCGCAUGUAUGGCGGCAGCAGGACGCGCAUGUAUGGCGGCAGCAGGACGCGCAUGACGCGCAUGUAUGGCGGCAGCAGGAAGCGCAUGUAUGGCGGCAGCAGGACGCGCAUGUAUGGCGGCAGCAGGACGCGCAUGUAUGGCGGCAGCAGGACGCGCAUGUAUGGCGGCAGCAGGACGCGCAUGUAUGGCGGCAGCAGGACGCGCAUGUAUGGCGGCAGCAGGACGCGCAUGUAUGGCGGCAGCAGGACGCGCAUGUAUGGCGGCAGCAGGACGCGCAUGUAUGGCGGCAGCAGGACGCGCAUGUAUGGCGGCAGCAGGACGCGCAUGUAUGGCGGCAGCAGGACGCGCAUGUAUGGCGGCAGCAGGACGCGCAUGUAUGGCGGCAGCAGGACGCGCAUGUAUGGCGGCAGCAGGACGCGCAUGUAUGGCGGCAGCAGGACGCGCAUGUAUGGCGGCAGCAGGACGCGCAUGUAUGGCGGCAGCAGGACGCGCAUGUAUGGCGGCAGCAGGACGCGCAUGUAUGGCGGCAGCAGGACGCGCAUGUAUGGCGGCAGCAGGACGCGCAUGUAUGGCGGCAGCAGGACGCGCAUGUAUGGCGGCAGCAGGACGCGCAUGUAUGGCGGCAGCAGGACGCGCAUGUAUGGCGGCAGCAGGACGCGCAUGUAUGGCGGCAGCAGGACGCGCAUGUAUGGCGGCAGCAGGACGCGCAUGUAUGGCGGCAGCAGGACGCGCAUGUAUGGCGGCAGCAGGACGCGCAUGUAUGGCGGCAGCAGGACGCGCAUGUAUGGCGGCAGCAGGACGCGCAUGUAUGGCGGCAGCAGGACGCGCAUGUAUGGCGGCAGCAGGACGCGCAUGUAUGGCGGCAGCAGGACGCGCAUGUAUGGCGGCAGCAGGACGCGCAUGUAUGGCGGCAGCAGGACGCGCAUGUAUGGCGGCAGCAGGACGCGCAUGUAUGGCGGCAGCAGGACGCGCAUGUAUGGCGGCAGCAGGACGCGCAUGUAUGGCGGCAGCAGGACGCGCAUGUAUGGCGGCAGCAGGACGCGCAUGUAUGGCGGCAGCAGGACGCGCAUGUAUGGCGGCAGCAGGACGCGCAUGUAUGGCGGCAGCAGGACGCGCAUGUAUGGCGGCAGCAGGACGCGCAUGUAUGGCGGCAGCAGGACGCGCAUGUAUGGCGGCAGCAGGACGCGCAUGUAUGGCGGCAGCAGGACGCGCAUGUAUGGCGGCAGCAGGACGCGCAUGUAUGGCGGCAGCAGGACGCGCAUGUAUGGCGGCAGCAGGACGCGCAUGUAUGGCGGCAGCAGGACGCGCAUGUAUGGCGGCAGCAGGACGUGCAUGUAUGGCGGCAGCAGGACGCGCAUGUAUGGCGGCAGCAGGACGCGCAUGUAUGGCGGCAGCAGGACGCGCAUGUAUGGCGGCAGCAGGACGCGCAUGUAUGGCGGCAGCAGGACGCGCAUGUAUGGCGGCAGCAGGACGCGCAUGUAUGGCGGCAGCAGGACGCGCAUGUAUGGCGGCAGCAGGACGCGCAUGUAUGGCGGCAGCAGGACGCGCAUGUAUGGCGGCAGCAGGACGCGCAUGUAUGGCGGCAGCAGGACGCGCAUGUAUGGCGGCAGCAGGACGCGCAUGUAUGGCGGCAGCAGGACGCGCAUGUAUGGCGGCAGCAGGACGCGCAUGUAUGGCGGCAGCAGGACGCGCAUGUAUGGCGGCAGCAGGACGCGCAUGUAUGGCGGCAGCAGGACGCGCAUGUAUGGCGGCAGCAGGACGCGCAUGUAUGGCGGCAGCAGGACGCGCAUGUAUGGCGGCAGCAGGACGCGCAUGUAUGGCGGCAGCAGGACGCGCAUGUAUGGCGGCAGCAGGACGCGCAUGUAUGGCGGCAGCAGGACGCGCAUGUAUGGCGGCAGCAGGACGCGCAUGUAUGGCGGCAGCAGGACGCGCAUGUAUGGCGGCAGCAGGACGCGCAUGUAUGGCGGCAGCAGGACGCGCAUGUAUGGCGGCAGCAGGACGCGCAUGUAUGGCGGCAGCAGGACGCGCAUGUAUGGCGGCAGCAGGACGCGCAUGUAUGGCGGCAGCAGGAAGCGCAUGUAUGGCGGCAGCAGGAAGCGCAUGUAUGGCGGCAGCAGGACGCGCAUGUAUGGCGGCAGCAGGACGCGCAUGUAUGGCGGCAGCAGGAAGCGCAUGUAUGGCGGCAGCAGGAAGCGCAUGUAUGGCGGCAGCAGGAAGCGCAUGUAUGGCGGCAGCAGGACGCGCAUGUAUGGCGGCAGCAGGAAGCGCAUGUAUGGCGGCAGCAGGACGCGCAUGUAUGGCGGCAGCAGGAAGCGCAUGUAUGGCGGCAGCAGGAAGCGCAUGUAUGGCGGCAGCAGGAAGCGCAUGUAUGGCGGCAGCAGGAAGCGCAUGUAUGGCGGCAGCAGGAAGCGCAUGUAUGGCGGCAGCAGGGCACAGGUGGAAGCUGCGAGUGAUGUUGUUCAAUGA